AUGGACAGUUCAAGUGAAACCGGAAGCGACAGUGAUUAUUUCGAUGAUGCAAACAGCGGUUCGGAAACGGGAGAUGGCGAAAGCCAAACAUCCGACGAUGAUGAUGAAAUUGAUUUAGAAAACCUAAAAUUAGACGAUGACUCCACAUGGAAAAGUUCGUAUACUUCCCGUUCUGGAAUGAUUUGGUCCUCAACUCCUCAUCAUUCAACGAAAAAUGAUUUUUCGAAUGAUGUUAUUCAAAAAGCUGGUCUUACAAAUACCAGUGAAAAUAUUUCAUCUGUCGAAGAUGCAUUCAUGUGUUUUAUGCCAAACAAACUUCUGGAAAAAAUCUUGGAUUAUUCAAACUUGGAGCGUUCUUUAAAACAGACAAUCACUACAUUGACCCUAACUAUAUUUCGAAUAGGUGACGAAGGGGCAAAACAUCUUGCCAAAGCACUUGAUCAAAACAAAACACUCACUACACUGAACUUAACUCGGAAUCAAAUAGGUGACGAAGGUUCACAACAUCUUGCCAAAGCUCUUGAACAAAACAAAACACUCACUACUGUGGACCUUGAAGACAAUCAAAUAGGUGACGAAGGAGCAAAACAUCUUGCAAAAACUCUUGAGCAAAACAAAGUAACAUUCUUCGGUUUGCAGGAAUACUAACUCCAUCGCGUUUCAAUUUGCAAUUCUUGACUUAGAAUUGAUAGAAUCGAUUGAAAUUGGAAUUGACUGGAAGGAAUUUGGGUUUUGCUGAAAUUGGUACGAUUUAUCCGAAAUUGACAUGUAAUCCUAGAAAGAAUGGGUUGGAAUAAGACUAUUUUCGACCCAAAAUAUUUUCAGGUCAUAACCAUCCCACUACGAGCAGCGCCAUAUAAGCUAUGAAUGCCACAGGCUCAUUUUUGUUGAAAUCAGUUGCUGAUUUUGAGAUUCCAGUACUUCCCUAUGAGAACCAGAGAAAAGGUUUUCUGAAAGUUAGUUUUUUAAACCCUUUGCAAAUAACAAGUCGCUCACGCUGAUUACCUAUAUGACUAUUAUAUGUCUUAGAAAUGCUUCUUUUGCAGUGAACUUUGAUUUUCCAAGAAUACUUCAAUUAGGGGUUUAUGUCCAGAUGUUUGGCUUUGUAUAGCAUGGAGUAAGCUCUCAACCAUUGGAAAAGGCUCUAUUUGUAUAAGAUUUUUGAAGCUCUAUCGGAAUCCGAAGAAAUAAACAUCAUUGAAAACUAUGAUUUCUUUUUAAUUGUAAAGCACGACCCGGAAUAAGCUAUUCUAAACUGCUAAUACGUCUUUCGAGGGA
Rotaria sp. Silwood1 is the source of this 1278-nucleotide messenger RNA. Lineage: Eukaryota; Metazoa; Rotifera; Eurotatoria; Philodinida; Philodinidae. The record is from the annotation of a GenBank genome assembly.